AUGAAUCGGAUCACGGUAUACGAGCGUGCCGACUUCAAGGGGCUGAGCCGGGAAUUCACCUGCGAUGUGCCUGACCUGCACGAGCUGGAUUUCGGGGACUGCAUUGCCUCCCUGAAGGUGGUGGGGCAGCCCUGGAUCGCCUACACGGACCCCAAGUACGAGGGGGAGCUGCACGCCUUUGAGGAGGGUGAGUACCCCUCCGUGGAGACCAACUUGGCGUAUGGGUACUUCAACGACCGGGUGGCCUCCCAUGUGGUGCAGCGAGGUGUCUGGCUGCUCUACCAGCACCCUGGCCGGGGUGGUUGGCACUGCCUGGCAUGGCCCGGUGAGCAUCUUGCUGACUACAAACCUGAGCUGAACUUCCAGGCUCGGCUGUCCCAUCUGCGCCCGCUGCGGCCCGGGCAGCCCCUGGUCUCAGCACGUCUCCUCUGGGAGCAGAAGCGUGUGGAAGAGGAGAGCUUCCACUUCAGCAACGCCACCAGCCUCAAAGCUGGGCUCUCCUUCACACUGACUGUGGAAGCCUCUAAUGUCUUCACGGUGCAGAAAGGACGCAGCGAAUCCAGCACCCGCCGGGAACGCGUGGAGGUGCAGCUGCCGGCAAAGAUACCCCCGCGCACAGCGCUCAGCAUCCAGGUCCUGCGGAAAGAGGUGACGCUUUCCGUCCCUGUCCUGCUCACCAUCACCCAGAACGAAGCCGUUCGUACAGAGACGGGCGAGUACCGCAGCAUCUCCGGUACC
Molecule: messenger RNA, 738 nt
Organism: Tauraco erythrolophus (red-crested turaco)
Lineage: Eukaryota; Metazoa; Chordata; Aves; Musophagiformes; Musophagidae
Source: RefSeq, a predicted model, not a curated record